CGUCGGCCACUUCCGGUUACAUGACGACGACGACGGCGUUGAUACAAAAAAAGAGAAGGAAAACACAAGGAAAAUACAUUUCUCGGCGAGAGCAGCUGAAACUUGACACAAUUAGGCAGAUUGAUGUUAGCGGGUUGCUUAUGCGGCGACACAACCAACGACGGACGUCAAGUUAGUGUGGCCGGAUAACGAUACAGGCAGCGGAGGAUCCCAGAUAUUUGGAGUUUAUUGUUCCUCUCUUCGCCUGCUCCCUCCAGCUAAGCUAUUUCUGUGUUGCCCUGCGCUGCAUAGCCGAGCUAGCUGACGUUAGCCAACGCUGGAUGCCAACGCGGUGUUCUUACUGCUCAGUUUAACAAGCGCCUAGGAAGUAAACAGCGCCGUUAAUCCGUUCAGUUUGCAGCUGGACUCCCGCUACCCCCGGCUAGCUCAGUCACUUCAGUUGGGCAAGAAUGGCAACAUCGGCUCUGUACGCCUGUACGAAGUGUAACCAGCGGUACCCCUUCGAGGAGCUGUCGCAGGGCCAGCAACUGUGCAAGGAGUGUCGCAUCGCACACCCAAUAGUGAAGUGCACAUACUGCAGGUCUGAGUUUCAGCAGGAAAGCAAAACCAACACGAUCUGCAAGAAAUGUGCCCAGAAUGUCAAACAGUUUGGAACUCCCAAACCUUGCCAGUACUGUAACAUCAUUGCAGCGUUUAUUGGGACAAAGUGCCAGCGUUGUACUAACUCAGAGAAGAAAUAUGGACCCCCACAGACUUGUGAACAGUGCAAACAACAGUGCGCCUUUGACCGUAAGGAGGAGGGCAGGAGAAAGGUGGAUGGAAAACUGCUGUGCUGGCUCUGUACGCUGUCCUACCGUCGUGUCCUCCAGAAGACUAAGGAGCAGAGGAAGGGCUUCGGUUCCUCCAACUCCUCUUCUCUGAAUGAGAAAGACCACCACUCCAGACCACACCAUCAUCACCACCACCACCAACACAGACACAGCAGUUCUCACCACAAAUUGAGUGGGAGCCUGAGUCCUGAUCAGGAGCAGGGACUGUGGAAACAGAGCCAUAAAUCGUCUUCAAUCCAGAAGGAGACCCCAAAGAAGAAACCAAAACUGGAGAUGAAGCCAUCCAAUGGGGACAGUAGUUCCAUUACCCAGUCUAUGGAUUCUGGAGGAACGGACAACUUCAUUCUCAUCAGUCAACUGAAAGAGGAAGUCAUGUCACUGAAGAGACUUCUGCAGCAACGGGAUCAGACCAUUCUGGAGAAGGACCGAAAGCUCACCGAGCUCAAAGCAGACUUUCAGUAUCAGGAGUCAAAUAUGAGAGUGAAGAUGAACCAAAUGGAGAAGUCACACAAAGAAGCUAUGGAGCAACAGCAGACCAAGAACAGAGAGUUGAUGAAACAAGUGGCUGCCCUCUCAAAGGGAAAAAAGUUUGACCGGACUGGGAGUUCUCUGCUGUUGCCCUAACAGUAGGCCAACCAGCGAGUAACAACACAGAGCGGCUUCAUACUUGUAACACUGUGAAAGUCUCUCUCCUGUGUUUCCUCAUUGCCAUCAACAUCAAUUACUCUUUAAUUGGUAAAGCCAGAGACCAUGUUGUACAUGGAAAACAAUUGUUAAAUCAAAGAAAGCUUUUCUCUAAAUGUCAACGUAUUUUAGAUAUUUUAUGGCGACUUUUCCACUGGAUCAUAGGACGUGACUUUGGAUGGAGCCUUCAUUUUUAACACUGCCGGGCCAAAACAAAACGCAUGGUGUGCAUACGUGGAUAGCAUUCUGUUGACUCAAUGUAUCCACUUAACCAUUAUGGAUGUCAUGCAUUUUAUUUAUUCAACUGUAUUUCUUAGCUUUUUUUAUUUCCUCACAACAUAUGAAGAGAACAUCCCACAUUUUGGGGGUUUCUUCAAUAGCAAUUAGUUCUAUUUUUCUAAAUGGAUUGUGGAAGACAAGUUCUCCUUAACGGAGGCCAUAUACAUCUUUACAACGUAUGCAAAUGUGGGAAGGGUGACCACCGAGCUGCUGCUCAACAGUAGAGAAAUCUCUCAGUUACAGUUCAUAAGACAACCAAUGAUCAUGAAAGGCCGUCUGGUAGACGCCCCUUGGCUGCCCCUCUUUCUCACUGUGUGACAGCUGUAGUGCUUUGCUGUUUCUCUUUAGUGGAACGAUUGUAAUACUGCAUGAUUUUACUGCCAGGUACCGGAUGGCAUUGUGGUCAGACUUCUUUUUGUCCCUCCCUCCUCCUCCUCUUUUACUGAGUUUUUUAAGAAUCACUUGUAAAUGUAUCACUGGGGUCAGCCGUUGUAUUUAAACUAUUGCUUGUAUCUGUUUUAGUGAGUACAGUAUGUGUAUGGUAAGGCCAGUUGAAAUUAACAUGUCUGUAGAAGAUGCUUUUUAAAGGAACACACCUAUCACCCUACAUUAUUGGGCUGGUUUCAUACUGUGGCGUCCAGGAUCACUUUUGUACUUUUUUCCAAUCCAAGUGUUUUAAAACUAUUAAAACUGGCUAAACGGUU
Molecule: messenger RNA, 2497 nt
Organism: Mugil cephalus (flathead mullet)
Lineage: Eukaryota; Metazoa; Chordata; Actinopteri; Mugiliformes; Mugilidae
Gene: fam76b
Product: family with sequence similarity 76 member B
Exons: 10
Coding region: 450-1454 (334 amino acids)
Source: RefSeq, a predicted model, not a curated record